This is a messenger RNA of Dipodomys spectabilis (banner-tailed kangaroo rat), 3236 nucleotides long. It is a transcript of the gene U2surp, whose product is annotated as U2 snRNP associated SURP domain containing. Bases 34 to 3015 code for a protein of 993 amino acids. Gene Ontology annotation, molecular function: RNA binding. NCBI's taxonomy places the organism in Eukaryota, Metazoa, Chordata, Mammalia, Rodentia, Heteromyidae. The transcript has 28 exons. The record is from RefSeq and is a predicted model, not a curated record. Gene Ontology annotation, cellular component: nucleus. Gene Ontology annotation, biological process: RNA processing.
UGCCGCCGCCGCCGAGGAGGAGCGCGGCGCAAGAUGGCGGACAAGACGCCAGGCGGGUCGCAGAAGGCCGGUUCGAAGACGAGAUCAUCGGAUGCUCAUUCAUCUGGGUCUUCGGAUACACAUAUGGAUGCCUCUGGACCCUCAGACAGUGAUGCACCAAGCCGGACGCGGCCCAAGAGCCCAAGGAAACAUAAUUACAGGAAUGAAAGUGCCCGGGAAAGCCUUUGUGACUCUCCUCAUCAAAACCUUUCCAGACCUCUUCUAGAAAACAAACUUAAAGCAUUCAGUAUUGGAAAAAUGAGCACAGCGAAACGAACCUUGAGUAAGAAAGAACAAGAGGAAUUAAAGAAAAAGGAGGAUGAGAAGGCGGCCGCUGAGAUUUAUGAGGAGUUUCUUGCUGCUUUUGAAGGAAGCGAUGGUAACAAAGUAAAGACGUUUGUUCGCGGAGGAGUUGUCAAUGCAGCCAAAGAAGAACAUGAAACAGAUGAGAAAAGAGGGAAAAUCUAUAAGCCUUCUUCAAGGUUUGCAGAUCAAAAAAAUCCUCCAAAUCAAUCAUCCAGUGAGAGACCACCAUCUCUUCUUGUGAUUGAAACAAAAAAACCCCCACUAAAGAAAGGAGAGAAAGAAAAGAAAAAAAGCAAUUUGGAACUCUUUAAAGAAGAACUAAAACAAAUUCAAGAAGAACGAGAUGAGAGACAUAAAACCAAAGGCAGGUUGAGCCGGUUUGAGCCACCUCAGUCAGACUCUGACGGCCAGCGUCGGUCUAUGGAUGUGCCUUCCAGAAGAAAUCGAUCAUCUGUUCUUGACGAUUACGCGCCUGGCUCACAUGAUGUUGGAGACCCGAGCACCACUAACUUAUACCUCGGAAACAUCAACCCACAGAUGAAUGAGGAAAUGCUGUGCCAAGAAUUUGGAAGAUUUGGACCGUUAGCUAGUGUAAAAAUUAUGUGGCCUAGAACUGAUGAAGAAAGAGCCAGAGAGAGAAACUGUGGCUUUGUAGCCUUUAUGAAUAGAAGAGAUGCCGAGAGAGCUUUGAAAAAUUUAAAUGGAAAGAUGAUUAUGUCUUUUGAGAUGAAGUUAGGCUGGGGCAAAGCCGUCCCGAUCCCUCCUCACCCGAUAUACAUCCCGCCUUCCAUGAUGGAGCACACGCUCCCCCCGCCUCCCUCCGGCCUGCCUUUCAAUGCGCAGCCUCGAGAGCGGCUCAAAAACCCCAGCGCCCCCAUGCUGCCGCCGCCCAAAAACAAGGAGGAUUUUGAGAAGACUCUGUCGCAAGCCAUAGUCAAAGUGGUUAUCCCAACAGAAAGGAAUUUGCUCGCUCUGAUACAUCGAAUGAUAGAGUUUGUUGUACGUGAAGGGCCGAUGUUUGAAGCUAUGAUUAUGAACAGAGAAAUCAACAACCCUAUGUUCAGGUUCUUAUUCGAAAACCAGACACCAGCCCAUGUCUACUAUAGGUGGAAGCUUUAUUCUAUUCUGCAGGGAGAUUCUCCAACUAAAUGGAGGACUGAAGACUUUCGUAUGUUCAAGAACGGAUCUUUCUGGAGGCCUCCACCGUUAAACCCAUACCUUCACGGAAUGUCAGAAGAGCAAGAAACAGAAGCGUUCGUAGAGGAGCCCAGUAAAAAGGGGGCGCUGAAGGAAGAACAGAGAGACAAAUUAGAGGAGAUCUUACGGGGAUUAACUCCAAGGAAAAAUGACAUUGGGGACGCAAUGGUAUUCUGUCUCAAUAAUGCCGAAGCCGCCGAGGAAAUAGUGGACUGCAUUACUGAGUCGCUGUCCAUCCUAAAGACACCUCUUCCUAAAAAGAUUGCCAGAUUAUAUUUGGUUUCUGAUGUUUUGUACAACUCUUCAGCCAAAGUUGCCAAUGCUUCAUAUUAUAGGAAAUUUUUUGAAACAAAGUUAUGUCAGAUAUUUUCAGACCUCAAUGCUACCUAUCGUACAAUUCAAGGCCAUUUACAAUCUGAAAACUUUAAGCAACGGGUAAUGACCUGUUUCCGAGCCUGGGAAGAUUGGGCAAUCUAUCCAGAACCAUUUUUGAUCAAAUUACAGAAUAUAUUCCUAGGACUUGUAAAUAUUAUCGAAGAAAAGGAAGCAGAGGAUGUGCCGGAUGACCUGGACGGUGCGCCCAUCGAGGAAGAGCUGGACGGCGCGCCGCUGGAAGACGUGGACGGGAUUCCCAUUGACGCCACGCCCAUCGAUGAUCUCGAUGGGGUUCCCAUCAAGAGCCUGGACGACGACCUGGACGGCGUGCCCUUGGACGCUGCUGAAGACUCGAAGAAGAGCGAGCCCAUAUUUAAGGUCGCCCCAUCGAAGUGGGAAGCGGUAGACGAAUCUGAACUGGAGGCACAGGCUGUAACAACUUCUAAGUGGGAGUUAUUUGACCAGCACGAAGAAUCAGAAGAAGAAGAAAAUCAAAAUCAAGAGGAAGAGAGUGAAGAUGAGGAAGAUACCCAGAGCUCCAAGUCUGAAGAGCACCACUCGUACUCCAACCCCGUCAGGGAAGAGGCGGCCGAGUCCAAGUUCUCCAAGUACUCGGAGAUGAGUGAGGAGAAGCGGGCCAAGCUUCGAGAGAUCGAGCUCAAAGUUAUGAAGUUUCAGGAUGAAUUGGAAUCGGGAAAAAGACCUAAAAAGCCAGGCCAAAGUUUCCAAGAGCAAGUAGAGCACUACAGAGAUAAACUUCUUCAACGAGAGAAAGAGAAAGAAUUAGAAAGAGAACGGGAGAGAGACAAGAAAGAUAAAGAGAAGUCGGAAUCUCGAACCAAAGACAAGAAGGAGAAGGAUGAGUGCACGCCCACGCGGAAGGAGAGGAAAAGGCGGCACAGCAACUCCCCCAGCCCUUCGCGCAGCAGCAGCAGCCGGCGGGUGAAGUCCCCGUCCCCCAAGUCGGAGCGGUCGGAGCGGUCCGAGAGAUCUCACAAAGAAAGCUCUCGGUCCAGGACAUCUCACAAAGACUCUCCCCGAGAUGUUAGCAAAAAAGCCAAAAGGUUCUUUCUCUCCACCCCUAUCCCAGUCUCAUGACUAGCGUAAAAGAAGACUUCUAACAAGUUCAAGACCAGCCAAGAAUUUUACACAUAACGCAUUGUGUCUGGGGGGCGGGGGGAGACGCCUGCUUUGCUUUCACCUCACUGUUUGUUUCUGUAGAAUAUGAAGGAAAAGCUAUUUUCCCCCAAAGGAAUAUUGUUAGCAUGUUUGUAAGUAGAGAUUUGUGGAAAUAAAUACCAGAAAUGCUAUUUACACCA